UCCACAAGAGGAAGUUGAAGUUGGUUUGAUGGGUUCCAAAGAGAGUUGCAGAAAUGAGCUCCGAAUUGCAGUUCGUCAACUAAGUGAUCGAUGCCUAUACUCUGCUUCCAAAUGGGCAGCAGAACAACUGGUUGGAAUUGAACAAGACCCAGCAAAGUCAACACCUUCUCAUACCAGAUUUCAGCGUGGCAGUUCCAGCAUUCGCCGGAGAUUUCGUACAACUGAGAUCCCUUCCACACCCAUUGCAGGAGUUUCAUAUGUGACUACUCCAGUUCCUGAGGAAGAUUACAUUGUUGAUGGUGACUGUUACCUUCUCGCCAAGUCAUACUUUGAUUGUCGUGAGUAUCGAAGGGCUGCUCAUGCACUUCGAGAUCAGACGGGGAAGAAAGCAAUGUUUUUGCGCUGCUAUGCCCUUUAUCUGGCUGGUGAAAAGCGGAAAGAAGAAGAGAUGAUAGAACUUGAGGGACCUUUAGGAAAGAGUGAUGCUGUAAAUCGUGAACUGGCUUCUCUUGAGAGGGAGUUGUCAACACAUCGCAAAAGUGGCACCAUUGAUCCCUUUGGCCUCUACUUGUAUGGGCUUGUGCUUAAAGAGAAAGGCCGUGACGAUCUUGCACGAACAGUCCUUAUGGAGUCUGUGAACAGCUACCCUUGGAAUUGGAGUGCUUGGUCAGAGCUGCAGUCACUAUGCACCACCAUUGACAUCUUAAACAGCGUCAAUCUCAAGAACCAUUGGAUGAAAGACUUCUUCCUUGCCAGUGCAUACCAAGAACUCAGGAUGCAUGGUGAAUCCUUAUUAAAGUAUGAAUAUCUACAUGGAAUUUUCUGUUUUAGUAACUAUUUACAGGCACAGAUUGCAAAAGUCCAGUACAGUUUGAGGGAAUUUGACCAAGUAGAAGUAAUCUUUGAAGAGCUCCUAAGAAAUGAUCCUUACCGAGUGGAGGACAUGGAUAUGUACUCAAAUGUGCUCUAUGCAAAGGAAUGUUUCUCUGCCUUGAGUUACCUUGCCCACAAGGUAUUCAUGACUGAUAAAUACCGGCCUGAGUCUUGCUGUAUUAUUGGUAAUUAUUACAGUUUGAAGGGGCAACAUGAGAAGUCUGUCAUGUAUUUUAGGAGGGCACUCAAACUGAAUAGAAAUUAUCUAUCGGCUUGGACACUGAUGGGUCAUGAGUAUGUUGAGAUGAAAAAUACCCCAGCUGCCAUUGAUGCCUAUCGACGUGCUGUAGAUAUAAAUCCUUGUGAUUACCGAGCGUGGUAUGGGUUGGGACAAGCGUAUGAGAUGAUGAGUAUGCCCUAUUAUGCACUCUAUUACUUCCGAAAAUCAGUGUAUUUGCAGCCAAAUGAUUCUCGGUUGUGGAUUGCCAUGGCGCAGUGUUAUGAAACUGAACAGCUUCACAUGCUGGAGGAGUCUAUCAAGUGUUACAAAAGAGCAGCAAAUUGUAAUGACAGAGAGGCAAUUGCGUUGCACCAGCUGGCAAAGUUGCAUAAGGAACUUGGGCGUUUAGAAGAGGCAUCAUUUUACUACAAGAAAGAUUUGGAGAGGAUGGAAGCCGAGGAGAGAGAAGGCCCAAAUAUGGUAGAAGCUCUUUUUUUUCUUGCUGGAUAUUUCAAAGAACAGAAGCGAUUUGAGGAAGCAGAAGUUUACUGCAACAGGCUCCUGGAUUACACUGGCCCAGAGAAAGAAACAGCCAAGAGCCUUUUGCGGGGAAUGAGAGCACAAUCUGGUUUGCCUCCGAUGGAUGUUGAACAUUUCCCUCCGUGAUGUUUCCAUUUUUGAGUGUGUUUAUAUCUAAUAUCUGAGGUUAGAAAUUGUGAUAAAAUAUGUCAUUGAUCACAUCAUAGCUUUGAAUAGAUUCUGAAACACAUGCUGUCU
Messenger RNA from Telopea speciosissima, 1870 nucleotides. RefSeq names its product anaphase-promoting complex subunit 8. Gene Ontology annotation, biological process: cell division. NCBI's taxonomy places the organism in Eukaryota, Viridiplantae, Streptophyta, Magnoliopsida, Proteales, Proteaceae. The record is from RefSeq and is a predicted model, not a curated record. The transcript is spliced from 4 exons. Gene Ontology annotation, molecular function: protein binding. The coding region runs from base 29 to 1759 and encodes 576 amino acids. Gene Ontology annotation, cellular component: anaphase-promoting complex.